GCCCGGAAGGAAGGAAGGAGCCGUGGAGGGGCGGAGCGGAGGAGAGGCAGCACAGAGGAGAGGGGAGGCCUCCAGGCUGCUGUGUCGGUAGCUGUGGAUGAAGGGUGCGAAUCUCAGACUCUCUGCACGCAGGAUCCAAUAAGAUUUUGAAAUGUCCUUUAUAUUUGACUGGAUUUACAGUGGCUUCAGUAGUGUACUGCAAUUUUUAGGAUUAUACAAGAAAACAGGUAAACUAGUAUUCCUUGGAUUGGAUAAUGCUGGAAAAACGACUCUCUUGCACAUGCUUAAAGAUGACAGACUGGGACAACAUGUCCCCACAUUACAUCCCACUUCUGAAGAGCUGACAAUUGCUGGUAUGACGUUUACAACUUUUGAUCUAGGAGGACAUGCUCAAGCUCGCAGGGUUUGGAAAAACUACCUGCCUGCCAUCAACGGCAUUGUCUUUCUGGUGGACUGUGCAGAUCAUGAAAGAUUGGCUGAAGCUAAGCAAGAACUUGAUGCAUUAAUGACAGAUGAAACUGUUGCUAAUGUGCCUAUCCUAAUUCUUGGCAACAAGAUUGACAGACCAGAAGCCAUCAGUGAAGAGAGGUUACGAGAAAUGUUUGGUUUGUAUGGCCAGACAACAGGAAAGGGGAAUGCCUCGGUGAAGGAAUUGAAUACUCGGCCCUUAGAAGUGUUCAUGUGCAGUGUGUUAAAGAGACAAGGUUAUGGGGAAGGAUUUCGCUGGAUGGCACAAUAUAUUGAUUAAUGCCAAAUUCACAUUACUACUCACUAUCCAAACCUGCUCAUGUUCUGAUCAAUCAGUGUACAUAACUUGAACUUAAUAGAUUUUGGUUACAAAAGCAUAUUUUUUUUAUUGUAUCAAUUGUGUUAAAUUUUAAGCGUAAAGACUGAAAACAGAUUUUAAGCAAGUUUGUCAAUUUGGAUCUUGUAACAUUAGUCUCUAGGCCUAUCAAACCACCUUCUUUUUGGAUUAAUUUAUAUGUUGUCUCAUCCAUUUUUGUUUUUAGCUUUCCCACACAGUAUGUUUUUUGAUGCACUUUUUAACAGCUCAACCCUACGGACUUGUUGGUCCUAUUUAAUGCUCAUCAUGUUAAAUUUUUAAAUAUUUUUUUCAGAACCAAUUUUAUAAAUGUAAAGUGAAUAACAAUUCCUCAAAGGAUAGUAAUGAAUAAGCUUUAUGAAUAAUUGCAUGAUGCCUUACAGUUUUCAAUAAUAUACUUUUCUUAUGCAACGUCAUGCAAUAAAACUAAAUCCCAUUUUGUGACAUCUUUAAUGGGGACAUGUUUCAUUUUAAUGUGUCAAUCUAGUAAAUAUGUUUUAAAAUGUGAAUCUGUGGGGUAGUUUUCUAAAAUGCAGUAUAAUUUCCAUGUACUGUAGACUUUUUAUAUUAUUUAUUUGAUUACCUUUACACUGGGAAUGAAUCACACUAACGUUAUCCAUGCUUGUGGAUGUAAAUGUUCGGUCACUGUUUUUUACGUUGUACAGAAAGAAGCACUACUGUAUGGUCUCGUUGUGUAGUGCAUCAUGUAGUGCUAGUUGAGUACCUAAGUGCAGCUUUUUAGGAAACCAUUGGGUUGGUACUUCAAAUGCACAUUUAGAAGCCUGGCUCUGUGUGAAUUAUGUUACUGGAUUGAGUACGGUGUAACUUACCCACUGCUCUGAGCAUUUGUCUUUCCUGUCACAACAUUCAUACAACCUGUCAAAUGUUGCAAAAGGUGACUGAUUGCCAUUCAAAUGAUACAGAGAACAGGUCAGUACUUUGUUGCCAUCCUUGGCUACGGAAAUGGGAUUUUAUUUUUUAUUUUCUCUGAACUGCAUAUCUGUUAAUAAACUGAGAGUGGUCAUUCAGAGAAGUAUUUGUAUAUCGACUUCAAGUUUUUUUAUUUAGCACUGCCACAAAGUUCUACAAUUUGAUUUCAACCCUCCCACUCAAAAUGGACUUAGGAAAUGAAAAAAAAAUACUCUUGUUCUAAGAAUCUUAGUGUCCUUGCAUGUAAUUUCCUUCAGUUGAGAAGCCAAGUGUUCAGAUGGCACAGGGAGCCCUCUAUGGAUGCUGUUUGAAACUGCUUUCCUUUCCUUCUCCCUUCAGUCCAGAUGCUGAUUAAGAUUCAUAUGCUAGAUUUAAAAGUGAAUGACAGAAGACCUCAUGUAGAUAUGAAUUGUUAGACUGCCUUGUGUAAAGCCCCAGAGGUAGAGUUUUUGAAGAACUAUAAUUAUUUUUAUUAUAUAUACUUAUUAUCAGGAAAUAAGCUUUUCACUGAUAUGUACCCUUAUGCAUUUUCAGAAAAACUGGAAAUGAGAGUGUAAAGGACGACGUUGAUAUGGUCUGUGGUGUCUUGCUAAGUUAUAGUACAAUACAGGUAGUCCUCAAUUGAUGACCAUUCACUUAACAGACAUUCAAAGGUACAAUGGCACUGAAAAAAAGUAACUUACAACCAGUCCUCAAACUUAUAACCCUUGUAGAGUUCCCAUACUCACAUGAUCAAAAUUCAGGCGUUUCUCAACCAGCAUGUAUUUACAAUUGUUGAGUAUCCUGGAGGUCACAAGAUCAUUGUUUAGGGGGUUUCUGACGAACAAAGUCAAUGGAGGAAGCCAGAUUUGCUUAAAGAACUAUGGUGAGUCACUUCAUGAAAAUGACAAAAAGGGUUCUAAACUUACUUAACUGCAUCACUUAGCAAUGGUUCCACCCCAAAUGUGAUCUACCUGCAUACAAAUACAACAUUUAAAGAUUUGUUCAAGUAUACAGUUAACCUUAAGAAGGCAAUUAUAUUUUUGGGAAGAUACUAAACCUCUACACACACACACACACACACACACACACACUAGAUUAAACUUUAUAGUUCUGAUAAAGGAGAUCUUGACCAUUAAAUCAAUUAGUUUAUACUGCCUGUAGCUCUCAUUCUGCAUGUUGUUGAUCUUUUCUUCUAUAGCUUUGAUCAAAGCAAGCAUUUUUGUUUUUCUCCCCUUUCAUUCAAAAUGCUUUUAGAACCUGAAGACAUCUUUUUCAAGACAUUUCAUAAAAUUAGAAUGAUCAGCAUUAGCGGGAACUAGUAUGUUGAUUUUAGUUGUUGCAAAGGAAUUAGAAAAAUGGUUUGCCCCUGCUGGUAUCUGGAAAUGUUAUCUUCCUUGAUUCUUCAUUUUAAAUGUAACACUUCCAGACCUAUAAAAGAAGGGCAGAAUAGAAUAGAAUAGAACAGAACAGAACAGAACAGAAUAGAAUAGAAUAGUUCUUUCUGUAUUUGAUCUUCUCUAGCCAUCUCAAUCUUUUUGUUACCCUGUUAGUAUUAAUGUAGGACUUGAGUUCAUACAGCUUAUUUUAAUGUGUUCUCAUGUGUUCCUGUAAGGAAGCCUUUUCCUAGAAUAAAAUAAUGUGCGGCUAAAAUCCUUUGGAUGCAACAUAAAAUACAUUUGUAGAAUGGUUAGCCAUCGCUAUUAAUUGGAUUUCUCCUCUGCCAGUGAAUCUGGCAGGUUUUCCAACUCUACAUUUUUAAAUUCAUCCUUGUUAGAUUUUAUUUUUAUUUUAAUAUUUAUAAUGGUUAUCUCAUAAAUAAAAAGGUACAAAACAGUGAAAAUCGCUUUGCAACUAGCUGGAUCAGAUAUUAUAGCAAUUUGUUUUCCAAAUACGAAUUGUAAAUAACAACUGUUUAUUUCUCAUCUUUUGCUCUGGAAUUCAAUCACUGCUGUUGCCUUGGAAGACUUUCAAAGCUAAGUGGGUAGUUGCUGUAUAACGUGGCAAGCAAAUACAGCAACUCAAGAUGGUCAACCACUAACCAAACUGACAGGGAGUGGAAGGUUUGCUAUCUUGCAGUGGUAAAAGAAACUAGAGGUAGUCUUUGACUUAUGAACACAAUUGAGAACAGAAUUUCUAUUACUAAGCAAGUAAGUCACACCCAAUUUUGUUACCAUUUUUGCCAUGGCUAUUAAGCAAAACAUUGCAGUUAUUAAGUAAAUCAUGAGGUUGUUAAAUAAUCCAACUACAUGACUGACUGCUUAUAUGAUUGGUCACAAAUGACAAUCAACCCCAGGUUGCCGCAACUGUCAUAAAUACAUGCUGGUUGCCAAGCAUCCACAUUUUGAUUAUGUGACUGUGGGGAUGCUGCAAUGGUCAUAAGUGUGAGGACUGAUUGUAAUUUACUAUUUCCACUGCCAUUGUAACUUUGAAUGAUCGCUAAAUGAAUGGUUGUAAGUUGAGAACUACCUGUACUCCACGAGACACAUUACUGACACAUUACUGACACGACAGUAAUGCCCUACUGGACUUCUAAAAUAAAAAAUGGGGAAGAGGCAAUAUAUGUUAAGAAUUCUAAAUGAAAAUGCUGAUACUUUCAGAAAAAUAAUUUAGUGUGUGAAAAACAUGCUUAUUGUUUGUUUCUCAUCCCAUUUUCAAAACUGCUUAAGACAAGGGAAACUUUUAUAUAGAGAGAUACCUCUCCUUAAAGGAAACUACAUGAAUUCCACACACAGUGAAGUCAUAUGCACGCAGGACAGACAUCAUUAUUGUGGUUUAUGAAAUAAACACAUUAAUCAUCAUCAGAAUUCAUACAGUUUCUUCCAUUAAGCUUUAUGUAGAAGUAAUUUAAGUUGCAGUUUAAACAUCUUACUAUGUUUCAGGCAAGUGCAUAAUGCUAAUCUUUUUCUGUUUUAAUCCCUCGGCUAGAAUAGUAUUUAUUAUCAGUAUUUACCAAAAAGGAAAUAGAUACAAAUAUACAAAAUGACUUUUUCUAUGACUUAAAUGGGAAUUGCUUCUGUGAUAUGAAGAAAUCCUCCCCUCGCCUUCCCACUUCUUUCAACAUGGAACAAUUUCAGUCAAUUUAAAAGUUAUGUAUUUAAUUUCAGGGAAUAAUUCCCAAAAUUGUUCACUCGUUAAUUCUGUGGGGUGUGUGUGUGUGUGUGCAACAAUGUUUCCCCCAUUGAGGGGGUGGUUUGUUAAAUAGCUUUCAUUUAAAGGACAGCAACCGUGUGCUGAAAAAAUAAAAUUAACUAAUAAAA
This is a messenger RNA of Notechis scutatus (mainland tiger snake), 4992 nucleotides long. RefSeq names its product secretion associated Ras related GTPase 1B (gene SAR1B). Lineage: Eukaryota; Metazoa; Chordata; Lepidosauria; Squamata; Elapidae. The record is from RefSeq and is a predicted model, not a curated record. Gene Ontology annotation, biological process: intracellular protein transport. Gene Ontology annotation, molecular function: GTP binding; GTPase activity.